Messenger RNA from Cynara cardunculus var. scolymus (artichoke), 1476 nucleotides. RefSeq names its product cell division cycle 20.5, cofactor of APC complex-like. The record is from RefSeq and is a predicted model, not a curated record. Lineage: Eukaryota; Viridiplantae; Streptophyta; Magnoliopsida; Asterales; Asteraceae. Gene Ontology annotation, cellular component: anaphase-promoting complex. Gene Ontology annotation, molecular function: protein binding; ubiquitin ligase activator activity; anaphase-promoting complex binding. The transcript is spliced from 8 exons. Gene Ontology annotation, biological process: positive regulation of anaphase-promoting complex-dependent catabolic process; positive regulation of ubiquitin protein ligase activity; anaphase-promoting complex-dependent catabolic process. Bases 1 to 1476 code for a protein of 491 amino acids.
AUGGAAUUUUGGCGCCAAUUUCAUGAGCAACAAACAGGGUCUUUCUUCCUCCUCUCAUCUUCUUCAGACCCCAACUUGAUCGACCAUACUCAAAAGAUGGAAUUGGAAGUGAAUUCAGACCCAUUAAGGGAUUGGAAAUUGCAGUCGAAUUGGUACUCUCCAACUCGACUCCAUUGCAGCCCCGUCGAAUAUGAUUUUCCGGGCGAUCGUUUCAUACCUAACAGGAGUUUGAUGGAUCUUGAUCAAGCCUACACCCUGUUGACCAACAGAACCAAUUGUUCUACCAGAUGCAAUUUCAGUGCCGGAUACCGUAGAAUAAUGGAGGAAAAUCUGACGUUGGAUAGGGAAGGAAGACCCUUUAGAAUGCUUGUUUUCAGAGGAAGCCCGAAAUCGAGUAGAAAAUCAAUCCGAUAUAUCGAUGAACUUCGUAACAGUGAUGAAGAAUUAUUCAACCAUAACAUCAGCCCAAACCAACAAAGAAAAUUCCCCAAGAAAGAGAGUAGAAUACUCGAUGCUCCGUAUCUAAAGGACGAUUUCUACAUGAACGUAAUGGAUUGGGGGAAGAACAACAUUCUUGCGGUUGCUUUGGGUCGAGAUUUGUACCUCUGGAAUGCUGUGAAUGAAGGCAUACAUCAUCUAUUUAAAUCCAACAGCGUGAACGACCAUCCUUCCAGCGUUUCGUGGUCUCAAGACUGCAAAACACUGGCAGUUGGUCAUUCACGCUCUCAGAUCCAGCUAUGGGACACACACGCUUACAAACUCAUCAGAAGACUAGAAGGUCACCAAACAAUGGUAGGAGCAACUUCAUGGAAUGGCCACAUUUUAACAUCAGGCAGCAGUAAAGCUAUUAUGAAUCAUGAUGUGAGGGUCAGAAACAGUUUGGUGUCGCACGUGAAGGCACACCGGAGUCGAGUUUGUGGCUUGAAAUGGUCGAUGACCGGCAAUUUACUAGCUAGUGGUGGUGAUGAUAACAUUGUGUACAUAUGGGAAGCAUCGAGGAUGAACUCAGCCCGGUUCGUCCACCGGUUCACGAACCAUGAGGCUGCAGUCAAGGCUCUAGCUUGGUGCCCUUAUAACUUUCAAGUGUUGGCAUCUGGUGGUGGCACAGAUGAUGGGUGCAUUAAGUUAUGGAAUACUCAACAAGGGACUUGUAUUACUAGUGUCAACACAGAAGCACAGAUUUGUGGGCUAGAAUGGAACAAACAUUAUAAGGAGAUAGUAAGUGGGCAUGGGUUCAGCACAAGCAAUGAACGCAAGAAUACGUUGUCGUUAUGGAGGUAUCCUUCGAUGGUUAAAGCGGGUGAGUUAACGAGCCACUCGUCGCGGGUCUUGCAGCUGGCGCAGAACCCAGACGGGCUGACGUUGGUGUCGGCUGGUGCGGAUGAAACGCUUCGGUUUUGGGAGAUUUUCGGGCCUUUGCCACCGGUUAAGAGACGGUACAGCAUCUUGUCGUCGAAGGCAUUUCCUAUAAGAUGA